AGGAUCCAGGAUGCUUUGGGGCGGACGGGGAGAGGGGCAGAGAGAGCGACGCCGAGGUGGAGAGGGUGAGUUGCACGGAUCCGACUUCUCCCCGCGUUUCACCUUUAGGAACUAAGAUCGGAAAAACCUGAGAAGAGUUGGAAACAAAGAAAAAAAAGAAACAUGAAAGAAAGAAAUCUUCAUUAAACACACCACAAAGUUCUUUCGUUCCUUCGCUCCUGCCAUCUCGCACCUCUCUCAAUUUAAUCUUAAAUCCACUUCCACGUUCCCUGAGGGACUCAAUUCUUUCUUUUCCUUACGAGACAGAAGGAGAGGGGUCCAAUCCCCCUGGUGGACCGACACCAGGACUUUCCUCUUUCUCUCUGCUCCAUUCCCCCCCCCUCCACCAUGACGCUCCUGGCCUCCGAGAGGUCGCUAUUCAUCCGGAACAAGUUCCGCUCAGUCCUGCAGCUGAGGAUUCAGAACCGACGGCAGAGCGAAAUCAAUGCCGACCCUGGCUUGAAAUCUAGCAGUCCUGCUCAAAAAGCAGAGAAAGACCAGAGUGAAGCUCUGCGUCUCACCGACGACGGUGCCGCUCAGAAGUUGCCCUCUAGUGGCGUGAACGCUGCCACUGCACCAGAGAGGACUGUGUGUGGCGCCCAGAGGCAGAAGAAGACAUGCCAGGCACAGGACCUCCAGCGUCUGCCCGGACCGGUGGAACAACAGCACGAGCACACGCUGCCCCCGGAGAGCUGUCCUGCGCCUUUCCCCGUGUCAGCUGAUGUCUUCGAAGAUGACAUCUCAUCCUGCUCCUCCUCCUCGCCCACUGAGCAUCAUGGCGUCCACCAAUCACCGGGCUUCGCCUCUCUCCCCGGGCUCUCUGGCGACCAGUUACUGAGUGACUUCUCAGGUAUCGGACCAGCCCUCGACCUCAGUUCCAGCCACGCUCAGUCUGGUUUGGCGUUGCUCCCGGCAACCGAGGGCAUCCGACAACCUAUGAGUGUAACACUGUCUGAGUCAAACUCCAUGGCAACAACUGGGAGACCGAACGGGAUGUAUCUGACCUCUCAGACCACACCUCUGCUGCCAAAGACAGCUCGGCCUCCCAGCCCCACGUGCUCCUCCUCCUCCCUGCCCCCCUCCCUCAGCUUCAACCACCUCCCCCGCCCACGGAAACCGCGGGACACAAAACCCAAAAUGAGGAAGCUCAAGUAUCACCAGUACAUUCCUCCGGACCAGAGAGGACUCUCUGGGACUGGAGGGGGCGGAGCCAAACAGAAGAGCCCUACCCCUACCCAGACUUUAGACCCGGCCUAUUCCCAUCUCCUGAAGCAGCAGCAGGUUUUCCUCCAGCUUCAAAUCCUCCAGAACCAGCAGCAGCAGCAGCAGCAGCAGCAGCAGAACCGGCAGCAGAACCAGCAGCAGGCCCAGGUCCUACCCAGCGGCGAUCACGGUGACCUGGUGAAGUCCCCUGGAGCCAAGCCCCUGAACCCUCAACCUGCUCCUUCUACAACCGACCCAAAGCACGUGGAAACAAGCCCAGCGUCCAAGCCUGAGCUUCUCCCGGCAAACCUAGACGAUCUCAAAGUGUCGGAGUUGCGGCAACAGCUGCGUAAACGUGGUCUUCCGGUCUCCGGCACCAAGCCUGCCCUGCUGCAGCGCCUCCGGCCCUUCCAGCUCCCGCACGCGUGCCUCCCCCCCGCUCCCCUCUGCCAGCUGGGUACCAGCCUGGAGCCCGUGGCCCCCUGUGCCUCGCUGCCGCCGAGCCAGAGCCCCGGCUCCAGCUCCGCCUCUGGCCCAGACUCGCCCGGCAGCAGCCCGAACCAACAGCUCUACAUCCAGGACAGGGGAAUUCCUAACGGGAUUCUCAGCGACGCUCCAAGCCGAAUCACGCACGGCGCUCCGAGCGGCUUCGCGGGCGCCGCGUCGCUCAGCCUGGCGGGCAAGCAGGGCGGCGUGUCCGGCGCCGUCCACCGCCUGGCGGCGGCCAGCACCGCCUCGGGGACCCCCAGCCCCAGCCUGCCCAUGUCGUCCUCCUCGCCCCUGCAGUGUGGGGCUCCCUGGAGGAGCGAGAACGAGCAGCAGCAGCAGCAGCAGCAGGAGCUGAGCGUGGAGCUGGAGAUGAGGGAGAGGAUAAGGAGGAGGCCCCGGGACCGCUCUGCACACGCCGGCGCCGAGUCCUGUGGCGGAUCCCUUCAUCCUUUCCUGCAACAGGAUCCAGGAUGCUCCAGAGGGAAGUUGGAAGUGGACGGACAAACCGAGGUCCUGUUUACUCAGGUGUUCUGCUGCCAACCGUGCGACAUGAUUGGCCAGGACUUCGAGCUGCCAGUGCAGAUUACAGCGAGUCCCGUUCAGACCUUGCCCAGCGUUCGCAGUUUGGAAGAGGAGCUGCAGGAGGCUAUCCAGAAAGCACAGAUGGACCCUCGGCAGUCCAUCGAUGACAUUCUAGAUGAGCCUAUUAGUUGUGCUGGCACUGUCAGUGUCUCUGAUCAUAAAUCCCCCGCGCACUCCGCCCCCGGCCCCUCGCCCGCUCCUCAAGCUGAGGCCCAGUCGUCCCAGCACCACAGCGAGGACGACAGCUUCCUGCCGUCGCCCCUGUGCUCCUCGCUGCUGCUGGAGCUUCCUCCCUCUCCGGCUGUAAUAAACCCCAGCCAGGUGGUCCCGGCUGUGCCCCCGCCGCCCAUGUGCGCCUCCCCCCUGCCGUGCACGGGAAAGCCUCGGAAGCGGCGCGCCCCCGCGCCAUUUGAUGCCGCGGACUGGCUGGAAACGCUGACGUCCGGCCUGCGCCCGCUCACCCCGCCCAAGGCGCCGUUCGUUGAGACAGAUUUCGGGCUGGAUUCAGAUCUGAACGUCAAUCGAGUGUUGGAUCUGAUGAUAGAGCAGUGGUGAAGACCUGUGUGCACUUAUCUGUUUGUAACUCUUUGUAUGUACAGUAGGUGAGCGUUGUAGGUGCUAAUGGUUAUGAAUGGCUGAAAUUGUACGUAUGCAUCCCAGUAAGGACACAAAUCGUUAGCAGAGGUCUCCAUCCAUCCAUCCAUCCAUCCAUCCAUCCAUCCAUCCAUCCAUCCAUCCAUCCAUCCAUCCAUCCAUCCAUCCAUCCAUCCAUCCAUCCAUCCAUCCAUCCAUCCAUCCCUGAUUGGCUGUCAGACUCACUGGCUCCACACAACGUUGAGAGCUGGAUUUGCUGCAGCUAUCAGAUCAGAUGGUGGGGCAUUGAGACAGCAAACACAUGCACCCUACGCACACGCAGACACUGCAGGCUGCUGUUUAAAAACUUGGGCUCAGUCAGAAAUGGCAAACAGUUGUGAGUUGACACACUCCACAGCGCCGUGUUUGUAGUGCAAAACAAAAGGAAACCUGGUGGCAUAUUAAUUCAUACAUGUUGUCACGCUGCUGGUGUGCCCGUUCUGACUUAUCUCCAAAGCCUGUUGUCAGACUGGGUUAAGUGCGGCCCCCGGUGCUGACUCAGUCAUCGGGUCCCAGCCAUUCAUGAAGCCCAUUUAGAGUGUGUAGGAGCUAAACAGAGCACACAGCCUGUGUGUGGCUCCAGACCUUAACCCUGGUGCCAGACACACAGUCGGCAUGAGGGGGGGGAAGCUGGCAGAGGCCAACAUCAAGCUGUGUGUGUGUGUGUGUGUAUGUGUUUAUGUGCAAGCGUGUACUGUACAAGUACGUGUGACACGAGCUUGCUUCUGUUUGUCUUCGCUCACGCACAUGUGUAUUUAACAGCACUGACGCCUAACGCACUUGUAGGUAUUUCCUUGAGUUGAGUUGUGUGUUUGUGUGUGUGUCUGUGUGUGUGUGUGUGUGGUCGAUCUGCGACAGAUCAGACAGGUCCCAGUGCCGGUGGGCAUCGACUCCAGUGUGGUCAUCCAGCGUAAUCAUCACAACAAUCACAUUACCUUGUUCAAGUUGCCGUCCUCCAGGAGAGCAAUCAGGCAACCUCCGAAAAAUAGUUCAUAUAAAAAUGCAACAAUCAGACACGAGUUUCCUCACGGCUUCGCAAAAACAGGUGGUCAUUUUGUUCCCUGAUUAACCCCCAGCUGUGUCUGGCUCGCAGCUUGUUACUUAUCCUGCUAGUCGCAAAGCCAGAAUUAGCACAAUUUAUAACAACGCCGCAGCCACACCUGCCCACUUAGUAGAAAUGAAUUCCACAAAUGUAUCAUUUGACAUUAUUAAAUGUCUGCUGCACAUUUCAAUAUACAAAACAACGGCGUCUGCAAAGGAAGAUGCUGUGCAGCGCCACAGGUGGAGGAGGGACGCGCAUAUCACUUGUUUGCACAAUCCUUUAAGUCAGUUAGGUCCAUUUCUAUCUCCACUUAACAUAAGGCCAUUAAUGAAAACAAAUCUGACAGAGGUUAGCUGCCAUUAACCUCUGCUGUGCCAGAUAAAUGUAAUUUAGGCGCAAGAUUCCAUGGACAUAAAAUGAUGCUCUGGCCCAAAUUGGCUGCGUGCCCCAUCCAUCAUUGUGGAGAGCUCCGAAUGACUCAUUCAUUUAGGAAGCAUUGUAACUAACUGGAAAGCCUCCAAUUAGAUCGCGUUAUUUCAAAAACGUGGAGGGGCUAAAUGAUUUGUGUGAAGAUCACAGAAACCAGCAGGUGUGAGAUCAUACGACAGUAUGUUGCUGUCACGUUGGCCGUGUUUGCUGCCAGCCUGUUUCUUUGCCUGACGGUAAAUCAGCGUCAGACGGUAUCUGAGCAUCAGCCGGCCCACAGCACAACAUGGCUUUAUGUUUAUGAGUAUUUACUACAGAGACCAUAAAAAUGCAGUUUAAUGUGAAUGGAUCACUAUGAAAAUCAUAGUGAUCAACAAAUGUUGCCUGCUGCAUGAAAGAGGCAGUUUAUAGGCAGGAGAGCGUGAUGCCGCCUCCUGCUGCCGCCUUAGGCUGCUUUAGGGCCAUCUCAGUGUAUUCCUUGUUUCUUAUUUGAUUUCCAGACACUGGUGCAGAGUCGCUCAAAGCACUAUACCAGGUUUAAUCAACCCCAAGUUGAAUAUUUCUGGUUUUAAAAACUGACCUGAUCAGGUCUGACAGGUUGUGAACCUGGGGUGCUUUGUGUAACUCAGACUCUCAGACUCUGUUGGCCACUUCUGCUGCUAUAAAAUGCCUUAUUGUAAAAGGUGAGACAGGAUAAUAUGAUAAUGUGAUAUAAUUUGUUUGCUUUUAUUUAUUAUGAAACGUAUUCAUGCGAACAGCAUGGACCCUUGUUCAAAAUGUAUUGUAAAGCUUUGAGAAAAUUAAAGUCUUAAUAGAUUUUC
Molecule: messenger RNA, 5235 nt
Organism: Betta splendens (Siamese fighting fish)
Lineage: Eukaryota; Metazoa; Chordata; Actinopteri; Anabantiformes; Osphronemidae
Product: myocardin
Exons: 16
Coding region: 388-2868 (826 amino acids)
Biological process (GO): smooth muscle cell differentiation
Source: RefSeq, a predicted model, not a curated record